This is a messenger RNA of Mercenaria mercenaria, 1492 nucleotides long. RefSeq lists its product as uncharacterized. The transcript is spliced from 2 exons. Bases 27 to 782 code for a protein of 251 amino acids. The record is from RefSeq and is a predicted model, not a curated record. NCBI's taxonomy places the organism in Eukaryota, Metazoa, Mollusca, Bivalvia, Venerida, Veneridae.
UGAUAAUUUUCAAUAAAACUUGUAUUAUGAAAUGUCCUUAUACACAUUUAUAUAUAAAACAAUAUCAAAUUGAUGUAAAAUAUUGGAAUUUUUCAUUUUACCGCGACAGAUACAUCAAAACUACGGAAUAUUGUCAUGUUAAGGAAUGUGUUCAGAAUUGUUCAAAGUUCAAAUCUGGAAAUAGUUGUGUUGAAAAAUGUCCUAGCUCUCGGUCGUAUUUAAACGGUGACAGAUGUCUUAGUUUUUGUCCAGAUGACACUUUUGCAGACCUUAGGGAUAAGAAGUGCGUAGAAAAUUGUCCAAAUGACACGAUAAAACAAGGACAUACGUGUAGGAUUAUUUGUGGAAAUAAUUUAUUGUAUAAAGAUGGGGAAUGUGUACAUGACUAUGAAUGCGAAGAGAAAUCAUUUGAGUUUGCUGGACAGUGCCUUCACAAUUGUCCUGAUGGAUUUGUUUGGUUCGUCUCAUGUGUUAAUGUGUUAGCUGUCGGAUUGUGUAUACCAGUCCUGUUUAUACCAACAAUAGGUUUAAUCAUACUUGGCCGCCACAUCUUUAUCGACCUUUUGACUAUAAUUCGGCUCACAUUUUUCAAAGAGGAUCAGUUAACUGAAUAUUUGACGAAGAAACACAUGCAACGACCAAUCAAAGCCGCAACUCAAACGCCAAGAAAAGAAGAAGAGGUAUUACUUUUAGAGGACAUGGACAGCAGUGAUGAGGAGUUGUUAUUAUUUACAAGGACCAGAUGUCGAAUUAUUGACGGGGAUGUAGAAACUGUUUUGUGAUAUAUAAAGAAACGAAAAACAUAUUGAAUCGGUUACUGUAAAAAUUGGAGAAGAGAACAUUAAACCAUCUAAAUGUGUAAGGAAUCUUGGUGCUUUUCUAAAAUGAGCAUGGAAAAACAUAUUAACUCAGUUUGUAGAUCAGGGUACGGACAGCUACGUCAAAUAGGCCACACCAGGCAAUAUCUAAAUACAGAUGCUACAAAAUCUCUAGUAAAUUCACUCGUCACUUCACGCCUUGAUUAUUGCGAUGCGCUCUUGUAUGGUGUUCCGAAGGUCUUGCUGGGGUUUGUGUUUGGAGGUUUGGGUAAAGUUCAAAAAUAAGGAAGUGUAAAGCAAACCAUAUCAUAUUUGCCCUCCGUUAUUGGUCAAAUACUUGUCAUUUUUAGUAUAGAUUUAUAAGAAAAAAUAUAUGAUUAUGCAGAAAUGGAAUUGGGCUUGCCGACGUUUUCUGAUUCUUAUAUCUUAAAGUCUGCGAGUGCAACAAUCUAGUAUCAAUUAAGUACAAGAAGUCGAGAUUAUAUUUUUGCCAUUUUACCGUUGUGUUUAUUGCUUUUUGUUAAAUGUAGAUAAAAAUCAUGCACACAGUUCUGAGAACUUAACCCAACAACACUUUACUUUUACAUGUCCAACGUUCAACUACAUGAUUCUUUUUAUUUUCUAAAGCGAUUUAUAUGAAUUUUCAGGCCUUUCAAUUUUCAGAUAAUAGCAGA